Parnassius mnemosyne (clouded apollo) is the source of this 3351-nucleotide messenger RNA. The record is from the annotation of a GenBank genome assembly. NCBI's taxonomy places the organism in Eukaryota, Metazoa, Arthropoda, Insecta, Lepidoptera, Papilionidae.
AUGGUUACAAUGGUUAUAUUUUUCGUAAUUUUCUUAUUAAACGGAGCUAAAUCUAUAAAACUCAGUACUAAAUUGAAUACAUUUAAUGCGAAAAAUACGUUAUUAACAAGUUACACAGAAGACGUUUCUGCUUUGCAAAUUCAACAAAUCCGGACGACAUCGGAAAAGGCGCCCGCGGCCUCCGCCGGAAACAAUCUAAAUGACGUUUCUAGCGGUGCUCUGAGUAAGCCUCUGGAAGUACAAGAAGAAAAUUUCCUGGCAAUCUCCCCUAUUUUAUUAUUCAGAAAAAAAUCUAACGAUGGAAAAUAUAGCGAUGCAGAUGAAGGAAAUGUCAAAUUACUUGGAACGUACAAUAAAAUAUCUACGGGAGAAAAUAAAAUGGCAUUUCCUUUCUACAACAGUUCAAAAAUGAGAAACGAAGUUAAUUUGCCGAAACCUCUAAAUUUAAUAUGGGAAAACUGCAUGGAAUCGGUUCUUAAAGAUCAUAAUAAAAUAAAUUCUAAACAUCAAAAUGAAAUGGAAAUUGCCAAAAACUUACAAAUGAACAAUAACAAAAUAGUCGGAAAUAUUUGGGAUAAAAGAGAUGCGGAUGCUAUUCACUCAGUCGCUGUAAAGGCUUGGUUAGAAAAGUAUAAUAAUUUAACAAUUGCCAAUAAGAAAGAACGAAUAGAAAAGGCAAAUAAUAUGACUUUGCUCAGUCAAUCAACAACACCUCCUGCGGUAUCGAAUUCAACAUCUUUUGAAAUAUUUUCUAUAACAAAGGAAAUUCUUGAAGACCGUGACUAUUCCAUAAAUUUAACUCCAGAUUUAGCUGUAACAGAAAAUAACUUAAGAGUCAGCAGUUCUAUGGAAUUGUCUGAGGAAAUGGAUCGAAGUAAAAUAAAAUUUAGCAGUUUACCUCAGAUGCAAAACUAUUUAAUACCGAAGUUUAAACUAGAAGAAGGAUUUCAUCCAUUUACAUUUAUGUCUGAGUUCUUUUCAUUUAUUUACCCAUUUGACUUUUCUGAUGGUAUUGCCAAGGAUAUUAUCUUAGGAAAAAACACAUUUCCAUACUCAUUUAUACAGUCCAUUAAAUUAGAAUCAACGUUCCUGGCAUUCAUCGUGCUCUUCAUCUGUAUCGCUUUAAUAAUACCUUCAUACCUUAUAAUUUUGGGUAUCUUGGCACUUAUAUCAAGUUCAAAUAGCGGCGAUGAGAUAGAAACAGGAGCCUUAUUCCCUGAGACAACAAAAUCAAAUUGGGGUGACAAGUUGUUGGUUUUCAUGACGUUUUUCGCCGUGAUAUUAUGUUGCAUCCUUAUAGGUGGCAUGAUAUUAAGUAACGAACAGUCACAUUUGGCAGCAGCCAGCAGCCGCAAUGUGGUCAACUGUGCGUGCGCAGAUAUAGCCGCAUGGUUGGCGGUCGCUGCCCGCGAACUUCAUCACUGUCUGGUUCCGCCGAUAGAUCUAGUUUUUUACGCUUAUCAAGAAGACUUAAAAAAUGUAAAUACAUUGCUGGGCGUGCCAAUUCAACACGCGAUUGCUUCUGAGAGCGGUAUUGAUUUGGUCCUCGAUUCCGUGGCUGACAUAAUUACAGAAAGUGAAGAUCUAUCAACGAAAAUUGCCUCUCUUCGUAACAUAAGUAUGAAAGCGGGGGCGCUGGCAGUUGUCGCAUCAGAUAAGAUAAACGACCUCGCUCGCCAGAUAGACAGCCUGAAGAAGCAAUGUUCGCCAAAGGACACGCCACUCUGUGACACCCUCAACACGCAUUCCUUGCAGCUAAAACUGCAGUUCAACUCGAUACUAAAGGAACAACAGUUGUUGGAGCUUCGUACCUUAGGAGUAGACAAUCUGACGCUUGCAAUAUCCACUGCGAAGCAAGAGCUGCGUUCUCUGCCUUCAGUUAUUUUAACACAAACCAAGCAAGUAAGAGAUAAUAUUCUCCGAGACAUUGAAAAUCGCAGAGACAAAGUUCACAGCUCGGCUAGAAUCCUAAGUGACAUCGUACGCUACCUAACGGCCGGCUUGCAUUCUUUAGCCAGGGAGCUGGAGACGGGCCUCGACAGAAUAGAAAAAUACGAAUUUUGGAGGUGGACAUUUAUGUUAGCAUGCACAAUAGCUUUUUCUUUUGGGAUGACACUCAUACUAAUUGCCAUGCUAUGUGGAUGCGGCAAAUCCAAAAGUAACGCUAAGAGGACUCUUCAAGUGUCUGCAGUUUGGUUAUGCUUCGCUUCCCUGCUUUUAUGGGCCGUGGUUUCCGCAGUCUUUCUUAUCGCGGGCCACGCCGAGGUAUACGUAUGUCACGCACUGUGGGACACUUCGCAAUAUAAAACUCUCUCAAAGCUUUUAGACCGACCGUCGCCAUUGUUGCAAAACCGCGAAGGAAUUUUUGAUGCACUAUUUAGAGACCUAGAAAAUGUUACUAUAGAUGUUUCUAUGAGGGAUGUCUUAAGAGACUGUGAGAGAAAUCGACCAGCGUACGUCGUUUUUCAACUCGACAGAAUCUUGGAUGUUAACAAAGAGACAUCUUACUUCGAAUGGGAGGAGCUGCAAGCGGAUCUGGGACGAUUGUCAUCAUCUGUCGACGUCAGCUUCCUUAGAUCUAUAUCUAUCCCAUUUAACAGAAUACUUAAUGAAAUUCUAAUAAAAUCCAACGUGAAUCUGCCUCUCUACAGGAUGGAGUACAACAACCCAAUUGUUGGAAAGGACUUAGCAGCAUUAGAAGAUCAAUUAGAGAAUGUGGCAGCUCAAGUCUCGGAUUUAAACACAUCUGGAAGACUAGGGAGUUUAGCCAAGCGGACGGGGGGAGUAUAUAUCACUUAUAUAAAACCAUUGGAGCAAUUAAGAGCAGACCUUGUAUUUAAAUUGACCGAACUAGAACUACAAUUAAUACCCUAUAGAAGGAGAUUGAAUAUCUCACUAAGCCAUAUUCACACAGCGCAGUAUUAUAUCGACAACCAGGGAGAUGUCAUAGCACAGAAGAAAGUGUCAGUGUACGUAUCUCGGCUGAUCUCCCACGCGGCGGGGUGGCGCUCUCACGUACUCACGUCCACCGGGAAACAAGCCGCACGAUGUCAACCGCUAUUUGCUGUGUACGCUGCGGUCAGAGCAUUGCUCUGCAAUAAGUAUGUCGCUUCCCUGCAUGGUUGGUGGGUUAUCGGUGCAGUGUUAGGACUUCUAUGGUGUAUAUUUUUAACUCCACUAUGUGUCAAGCUAUGGCGAACAUACGACCGAAAGAUUAAUGAUCAAGAUUUAAUGACAAUGAAUAACUUCAAUACAGCCCCUCCAGGAACUCCCGCAACGGAACCUUGUGAAAACGGCAACUGGAAUACACCAGGGCCGCCACCACCACCACCACAAGACGACAGUUGGUGA